Myxocyprinus asiaticus (Chinese sucker) is the source of this 5668-nucleotide messenger RNA. RefSeq names its product APC membrane recruitment protein 1-like. The record is from RefSeq and is a predicted model, not a curated record. The transcript has 2 exons. Gene Ontology annotation, molecular function: phosphatidylinositol-4,5-bisphosphate binding; beta-catenin binding. Gene Ontology annotation, cellular component: plasma membrane. NCBI's taxonomy places the organism in Eukaryota, Metazoa, Chordata, Actinopteri, Cypriniformes, Catostomidae. Gene Ontology annotation, biological process: regulation of canonical Wnt signaling pathway. The coding region runs from base 454 to 3246 and encodes 930 amino acids.
UCUUUGUUUAUGUGAUGUACACAUAUGAGUGUUCAGGCCCCUUGGGUUCCGUCAGCUUUUGUUUUGAUCGCAGAUCUAAUCCUGCGGAACUAAUGCGCAAGUAUUUCCGAGGAAAAACUCAACAUUUGACUAGUUGUUAUUGUAAAUAUUAUGGGAAAAUUCAGCUAUCACGUUUAUGGUGUCUGAGGAUAUGAAUAACUGUUAGCACGGUCCUCUCCGUACAUUAUAGGCUUAUGUAAAUAAAGUCUAUAUAAAUAAGUAAACAUUCUCCACUGUCUGCCUCACAGGGUUCCAUAUUUGCCUUUUGUGGAUCUUACUCCUGCUCCUCGUACACUGAAUUAUUUCAUGGUGUAACAUGUCUGAUAAACACUGUCCCAGUCUGUUUCAACCUGCCCCUCAGGGUGGAUUAUUUACCACAAACGUACUCCAUUAGCCACAGUCAUCUGUGUCACCAUGGAGGUUGGCGCAACAGGGGGACAACAAUCAGACUCUUUUUCCAAUGAUGCUCCACAGUCUCAGACACCGCCUAAAGUGAAAAUACGCAAGACCGCUUUCAAGUUUUUUGGUGGUCGGAAGAGUUUUUGUGUCCUGCCAAGCUUUUUUGGUGGCCGUGGCAGAAGUGAAGGAAAGGGCUCAUCUAAAACAGGCGUAACAAAGAGCCAAACAUACGAUGGGGUGAGCAGAGCAUGCUGGGAAGAUUUGGGCAGAGGCAGUGUUGAAGUAGCCUCAGGGGACUUUGAGUUCUGCAGCUCCAGUGACCCCUUGAAAAUGCAGGAGUCCCAAUCACUACCACGGCAGCGGAGAAGUCUUCGGGGUCUCUUCAGCAGCAUACGGAGACACAGAAAGAGCAAAAAUGUUGAACUGGAAAAGCGUGAAACACUUGAAAUGUCCUCAAGCCUGUGUGCCAAAACCGUGCCUGGUGCCCUGUUGAGCAUCAGUGACAGUAGCGAUAACCAUGGCGACAGUCAGUGCGAGGAGUUGGUGCCAGAUGUGCCUAAUCAAACUGCAGGCAGUGAGUGUGAACUGCCAUUGGCCUCCACUGCCGCUGAAUGUACAAAAGUCAUAACCCUAGUGCCUGAGAAACGGAGAAGCAGGGGAGAGAUGGAUAAAAGUAAGAGAGCAGAAGAAGAGGAGAAUGGGCAAGAGAAGCAAAAUGAGAGGUGGGAAGGAACGACUACAUAUCAUCAACCUUUGUCUGCAGAGUCGGAACUGGACCGUUUGACUGAGCAGAAUAUACCAGAUGGGGAGCUGCCUGCUGUAUCCUGCUCCUCUGACAGUGUGAACUUGAUGUUUGGUGAUGUUUCAUCACUGAAGAGCUUUGAUUCCCUGACAGGUUGUGGAGACAUCAUUGCAGACCAAGAUGAUGUCAGUGUUGCUGAAAGCUCAGUGUCUGGUGAGAGAGGCAGCCGAAAUGCUGGAAAGCGGAGCUCGUGUUUUGUCACGUAUCAAGGUGGUGGGGAGGAGAUGGCAACACCUGACGAGAUAGAAGGAGAUUACUUGCAGAGUUUAUGGGAAUCAGAAGCUAAUAAUGAAGUCUGCUACGUCCCCUCAGACAGGGGCUCAGACAGCCCUUCGCUCACUCCUGAUCAGCAAAUCAGCUCCAUUCGUGCAAACUCCAGCAGCAGCCCAUUGGAGGUCACAGAAACGGGCCUCACACCCACUGAUCUUUUGAGCCCUCAAAGUGAUCGGCAAGAGUCUGUACCCAACAGCGAUGAAGGAUACUAUGACUCCACCACACCAGGAAUGGAGGAGGAGAAUAGAGAUCGUCCACAUCAGGAAAGGCUUCCACGGGACAGCUACAGUGGUGAUGCCCUUUAUGAACUUUUUGAGCCUGACGAUCGCCUGCUCAGCCCUGCUCUUUCUCCUGCAACCCUGCAGGGUGAUAAGUGUCCAACCAACCCUCUGUACACCCUAGAGACAGGUGCAAUGGAGACUGAGGAGGAGCGUCUGAGCAAGAUCCAGCAUGCCCUGUUGUGCUGUGAGCUCCAGAAUAUCAGAAGCCCAUCCAAAGAUCAGCUUUUGUUCAAUGAUGACUGCUUUUAUGAUGAUUCAAAACUUACCACAAGCAGUGGUAAGAAGGCUUUAGAGGAAGUUAUUAAUCAGUGCUAUCCCCAAUCACCACCGAGAUCCCAGUCUUUAAAAGAACCAGUGCCUCAAAGCAGGGGUCAAAUCCAGGAUAGUGCAUUGUUUCCAUCCCAUGCUGAUUCAGGGUUUAGCCCAAAUGUCCAUGAGCUACCCAGAUCGCAUCAAUCCAAGGAUCAAAGCCCCUUACUGCCUACCGGAGGCUGCAGCCAAUCCCAGGAAGAGCUGAUGGUCUGUUUUUCCCAAGCGUUGGUAGAUUUUACAAAGAACGCCAGGCUUUACUGUAACUCCACAGAGAGUCUUGAUGACUCUGAGUCAAGUUCUCCUUUUGGCCCGAGUCUGAGUGCCCUGCCUGCCAUUGUCACAUUUGAUGUGGUCGAUAUGGAGAAUGAGGGUGAAUGUGAGCAGCAGACUGAGCUUGCUGAGGAAGAGGAAGAGUUGGCAUCCCCUUAUGAGCCCUUUGAAGAUGAUGGCUGUUACCUGCAGCAAGAUGCCUUUGCCGAGUGUGACCAGCGUACCUUUGAUGCCUAUGAACAGAGUCUGUUGCUCAGUAAUGCAUGGGGUAUUACCAGCCUUCCACGGCACCUCAGUUUGGGUCGGCCAUGUCCGCCAAUCCCUUCCCCGUUAGCACUAAAUCGACGCAGUCGCUCUCUUGAUACGGACAAUCUAGAGUUUCAGAGUAGUGAGCUUUACACCUAUGACUCAAAGCUUAGGAAUGCAGAAUGCAGUGACGUGGCGUUACCGCACCAACCCUGCAGGGUAACUGUGGAUGGUUGGAGGCGGGGUUGUGGGCGAGACAAGCAAAGCAGCUCCGCCCAGCAAAGCAGCACCUCACCUCCGCAGGAGCUGAAGUUGCCACAUGGGAGCCAAUCCUUUGUCAGACCUUCACAUCACCCCUUACAGAACAACUGUCAUAAUCGUAACUUUGCUGGCGUCUCAAGAGUGGAAGGUGAGGGGGAGAUUUUGAUCGGUGGAGGGGAUGCGCUUUACCCCUGCAGUUACCCUCCUACAGGCACGCAGUGGAAGAAUCGACCUGUUGGGGUCACUCAGGGUGUGCCCCACCUUCGCUCUGACCAAUCAACUGAUCUGAGAGAAAUUAUGAUGAAGAACAGGAGGGGGGAGCUUGAGGGGGCUUUACCACUACACCACCUAAAUCAUACCUAACAAACAUGCAUCUCUCCUGCUCAAAAUAAAAAAAAUAAUACAGUUAGACAAGUUAGUUAGAUGAUGCUGAAUGUUAACUGACACUGAAUUUUAACACACUUGCACACACAAAUUCUCACUGUAGUUGCUGUUACUGCCGGAUAAGCUAUGGGUAUUCCUUUGUAAAGUACUGUGUAGUUUUUUUUUUUUUAGCUAUAUUUCAGUUUCUGUGAAUUUAAGAGGAAGUGUGUCUGUACCUGCUGUCUAUGUACAGAUUCCAUAUUGCUUUGUAUAUGUGUUGCCAGUGACCCAGGUAUUUCCAGGUAGUUGGUUUUCAUUAUAUUUGCAAAAAUUCAACAAUCAGAAUGAUUUAUUGUAGAACAAGAAUGAAAAAACUUUAAGAACAUUAGCACAUUCAUUCGAUUUCUGAGGAGACCCCGUUAAAGUCCACCCAAAAUGGUAUUUCUGUCAUUUCUAUGAUCCAGUCGAACACAAAAGUAGAUAUUAUGUAGUCUCAGUCACCAUUCACUUUCUGUGCAUCUUUUUUUUUUUUUAUACAUUGAAAGUGAGUGCUGACUGAGGCUUUCAUUCUGCCUAACAUCUCCUUUUGUGUUCCAUUGAAUGAGAUGGGUGAGCUAUAACUUUAAAACGUCUUUGUUUUUUUUUAACAGUACAUUUUUUCCCCUUGCAUUUGGAAAUAUGCUGUAUGUUACAAGGUUUUAAUGUUUACAUCUUGAAAACUUUUAUGACUCUAGUCAGACAUUUGUUUCCUUAUAUUGUUUUUUUUUUUUGGUUUUUGUUUUUGUUGGUCAGAUCACACAAGGAACACAACAAUCUACAAUCAAGUCACAUAUUCUGUAUUCAGUGGCAUGGCAAAGAAAAAAAAGCACAAACUCCCAGUAUACCUGUGUCGACUAUUUACAUAACACUUGUAAGGAUCUGUAUAAAUGGUUUACUAGGAACAGAACAGUAGAGACAUUUAAUGGGUAGUUUACAUAAUUUACUUGAACGUUUUUUCAAACCUGACUUCACAUUUUACUUCCAUGGAACACAAAAGGAGAUUUUAGAAAGAAUGUUAGCCUCAGUCACCAUUCACUUUCAUUGUAUGUAUAAAAAAAAACAAAGAUGCAUUGACAAUGAAUUGUAACUGACGCUUACAUUCUGCCUAACAUCUCCUUUGUGUUUCACAAAAGAAAGAAAGUAAUAGGGGUUUAAAUCAACAUGAGGGUAGGUUAAUGAUGACAGAAUCUUUUCUGAGUUAAAGGUUUAGCAUUUGGUGUUCUUGAUUUGCUGAAAUAUUUAGGCGCUGUUACAUUUCCUUUUUUGCUGCUAAACAGUAUGUGUUUGGUUGGAUGUUAUGUAAUUCAGUUAUCAGUGAUAUACUGAUGUUUGCAUAUCUGGAUAAAUUUCAGCAUACAGUCUGUCAAGUCUGGCCCAAAGUCUUCAGUAAAUACGAUCUGUGUAGUUUAUAAUCAAAGGGUACUAUCUCUUGAGUCACUUCAGAGAGAAUGUCAGAAAACCUUUAAUGACACUAUGUGAUUGUUCGUCAUUGCUGUAUUUCAGUCAUGAUUAUUUACCUUCAUCAGAAUAUCAGAAUGCCAAAGUCAUCUUUAUGCACUUACCGUUUUAAGCCAGAUUCAGCUCUUAAGAUUGAAACAAUAUUUGUCCAUACCUGCAGUUGAAUCAGUGCAUUUUCAGAGUUUACGAUUUGCUUUAGUUGUUUUUUCUUAUGUUGUUUUUGUAUUUGGUACAUUUGUGUGAUUGUAAAUGAAUGUCCACACCCCAUUUUUAACUGACAUGAAUGAAAUAACCAAAAGCAUUAGAAGCAUAUAUAUAUUAUAUAUACACACACACACACGCACACACUGGUGGCCAAAAGUUUGGAAUAAUGUACAGAUUUUGCUCUUAUGGAAAGAAAUUGAUACUUUUAUUCACCAAAGUGGCAUUCAACUGAUCACAAUGUAUAGUCAGGACAUUAAUAAUGUGAAAAAUUACUAUUACAAUUUGAAAAAAAAAAUUCAGAGCGUCAUUUUGUUUUUGUUUUUGUUUUUUUUGUUUUUAGCAAUUAACAUUUUUAUUGAUUCAUCUAUUAAAUAAAGAACAGCAAAACGUAUACAUACAGAAUCAAUAUUUAACCCUCACUAACCCCCCCACCGCCUCCAAAUCCCCGACCCGACCCCCAGCAACACCCAAGUGGUCACAUAAUUAUAGACACACAAACAAAAAAUAUAUAUAUUAAUCACACACAUCCACUACACCUCUCUCCACUGUCCCUCCCCGAGAGCCCUCCAAAAAAGAACGAUAUUUGCCCCAUUUCUCCACAAACAGGUUUAGACUCCCCAGUCUUCUGGAUACCCCCUCCUCAAAAGCUGCCACUCUUGCCAUCUCUGAACACCACUCCUGAAAUGGGGGCACUCCAGCCGACUUCCAACUCCUUAAAAUA